Geodia barretti is the source of this 3842-nucleotide messenger RNA. Lineage: Eukaryota; Metazoa; Porifera; Demospongiae; Tetractinellida; Geodiidae. The record is from the annotation of a GenBank genome assembly.
AUGGCUAGGGCCGCAUGGCUCUCUUGUUUAUUAGUCCUCGUUGUAGACCUGUUACGUGUAUCGGCGGAAAAUGACCUUUGCUGGACAGUGAUGUGUGGUGGCGGCUUCUGGUGUAUAAAACCGCUCGCAUCUGACGGUCUCUCACUUCGUACCUACUUCCACUACUCACCGAGCAGCGGCUUAUGUACGGAGUUGGACCCCUCCAGUUACUCAGACUGCGAACCUGCCUCCAACUGCACCUUUUCCUCUGCCAAGGAGUGCUGCAGUGUUUGUGGGAAAGAGGAGAAGGCAGUACAGACAUGUGCAGACACAAAGUAUGGUUGCUGUGGAGAUGGUGUUACCAUCAGACAGGGACAGGGCGGCUGUCCAGAUGAGGCAGCUCCUAGUCAGUCUGAUGGUGGUGGAAAGGAAGGGGGUCACUGGGGUCUCAUCACAUCUGGAGUGUGUGGGGUGUUGGUCCUGCUGGGACUAGUUGCUGUCAUUGGUCUCUCCACCUACACCUACCGUAGGAGACAGCGCCACAGGAACAGAUGGUACAUUCACGAGGUGCUACAGAUGUAUGAUGGAGGUGACAGCUCUGACAGUGGAGCUGCCUCGGAUAGCUCUUGGGACGAUCCUGAACAUAAGAAUUUGUUUGAUCGUUUGUGACAGGUUCACUUCAUUCACUUCAUUCACUGCUUGUAGUCACUGUGUCUGUUAGUUCUUGUUGAAUUGUCUGAUCUUACUCGUUACUAUUCAGAACGCGCGUCCAUCUUAAUUUCAAAUAACGCGCACCAAGAACCUUCAAGAUGAUUUUGCGCGUGCAGAGCAAAAAUGGUACAAAGCGUAUACAAACUGAGCAGUCAGAUACGCUUCAACGGUUCCUGGAAAAGGUGAUAUCUGAGUUUCAGUUGCGAGAAACUGACACGUUCUCGCUGUACCGCAGUCCUGGGCUGAAGGAUGAAUUGACUCAUCAUCACUUGCGCUUGCAGCUUGGCCGCAUACCCCUCAAGUCAGACAGGAGAUAGAGAUUAUCAGUAUAGUCAUGUGAUUUCCAGGCAUGGGGAUAUGCUCUACUUGGCUGAGAAGAAGCCUAGUGGUGUAGUAGGUGAUAAGAUGUCUGUGGCGACCGUCGAGGAGGAGCGAGUAGACUGUGAGCUAGCGGCGAGAGACGGGAAGAUAAGGAGAAAGAGAGAUCCGCAGCUGUGUCAUCACGGAGCUGAGGGGAAAUGCAUGAACUGUGCUCCCCUUGACCCCUGGGACCCCUCCUACCUCUCUUCAUUUGAUCCUCCCAUCAAACACCUCUCCUUCCACUGCUACCUGAGGAAGCUGACCAGUGGAGUGGACAGAGGAAAGUUCCUGAAUUUGGAAGACCUUCGCUGCAAGAUACGAGAGAGCUGUCCGGACCACCCACCCUGGCCUGCUGGGAUCUGCACCAAGUGCCAGCCGAGUACAAUCACCCUCAGCAGACAGUUGUACAGACAUGUGGACAAUGUCAUGUUUGACCAUACUGGGAUUGUGGAUCGUUUUCUGGAUGGAUGGCGACGCAGUGGCCGACAGAGGAUUGGGUUCUUGUUGGGCAAGUAUGAGGUCUACGAUCAUGUACCUCUGGGGAUUCAGGCAGUUGUUAGUGCUAUCUAUGAGCCACCUCAGGAGAGCACCAGCCACAGUGUGGAGUUGACUGGAGGACGUAAACCACUCCGCAAUGGAGGAGCUGGCUGCUCAUCUUGACCUGCAACCGGUGGGAUGGAUAUUCACCGACCUGGAACCUGAUGGGAGAGGUGGGAAAGUGGCUUACAAGAGAAGCAUUCAUACUCACCUACUAACUGCUGAAGAGUGCAUUCUGGCAGCUGAUCUGCAGAACAAGUACCCCAACCCUUGCAAACAUUCAGCAGCUGGGUACUUUGGGUCUAAGUUCACGACCCUGUGCAUCUCAGGCAAUGAGAAAUGUGAAGUGGAGAUCAGAGGAUAUCAGGUCUCAAACCAGUGCAUGUCGUUGGUGAGAGACGACUGUCUGUUGCCAACUCUGGAUGCCAAGGAACUGGGCUACAUUAGGGAGUCCUCCCCACAGCAGUAUGUCGCUGAUGUGUUGUAUAAGGCCAGGGGGGAGUAUGGGACAGAUGUAAUGAAGGAGGCACGACCCCUGCCUCUGGAGUAUCUCAUCAUUGAGCUCACCACUACGUCUCCAUGUAACCCCCAGCCCCUGCUGCCUGCAGUGGCUGAGCCUCUGUUCCCUGUGGAGAACAGGGCCGCAGUAGGUCAGGCUGUCCAGGAUCCUCAUGCCUUGUCCUCCUAUCUGACUAGCCAGUCACACUCCUCCACCAACUUCCUCUGUUUGAUGGCCGACUUUCAUCUCCUCCUUUUUCUCUUUACAUCUGAUGUUGCUGGAAUUCACAUGAAAACCCACAUCCCCAGUCUAUGUAGAGCCAUUCUGGAGGGAGACAGAGCAGCUGGUGAUGCCUGGCGACACAGCGAGCACUGGUCCACCAUCGAGCAACUGGUGGCUGGUGCUAAUGUAUCACCUGUCCACACGACAAGGGCCACGACAACAGCUGCAACCUCUGGAGAGCAGUGGUCAUGUGUGCAGUGUACUCUACUGAAUGCUCCAGGCUCAGCUGCCUGUGAUGCCUGUCAGUUCCCAAGAGUGUCAUCCUGAACUCUCUUAUCAUGAAUGUGACUGGAAAAAGUGCAAAUUUUAAGUCCCUUACAAAUGCGGAACCAACUAAUGCACACAUGAUCUGUGCAACGAGGGUUAAUAAAGAGUGUAUGCACCAUAUAUGGCAAUGCACAUCAGCAAUAUACUAGGCAUGCAGCAAAAAAAUUUUUUUAUGAACCAUUGGUGCCGUACAGAAACUAAGAGUGUGAUGAUAAAAGAGAGAGACAAUAAAGAGAAUGACUCAAUCAGCUUGGGCCUUGGCCUGGAGUAGAGAGAGACAGGCCCUGCAGUCCAGCUGAGCUGAGCCACUCAGAGGCAGCUCUAGCUCAGCCAGCCACUCCCGGCAUUCAUCUGGGGAGAAGGCCAGUGCUUCAGAUACAUGAACUACAGGGACUGAUGGGCGGAACCUGCAAAGAAAGAGAGAUUAAUAGACUACACACUCACUGUAAUUGAGUAUAGUAAGGCCAGUAUAGUCUCUGCUUAUCAGAGGCAAGAGCCGAGCAACGCAAAGAGGGAGGCAGGACAAAAGCAAGCAAUACUGGCGACGCAAGACUGAAGUGGUCGCAAUGUUCGAAAUGUCCAUGACACAGAGAAGGCAGGGCAAGAGCUCUGGGUGGUUGGUCUUGGGAUGAACAUGGAGAUUGGGUGGCGUGGUACUGAAUGGAAGGAGAGAACAGAUUAGAAGACAGGAGAUAUGAACUGACUGACUUAGCCCUCGGUGAGGGGCUGGUGAGGUGACACUAGUUGACGUUUUCUUCCCUGACAAAAUGUUCGGAGAAUUGAAGAUUUCUUCCAUUGGCGACUGGCGAAGGACCUAACAUUCUACUCUCACUCUCUCUCACGCACACACACUGUUAUGUGAAGACCUACGCUUUAAGAAUUUUUCGUAAUGCAGAGAGUCUCUCGCGGGAGAGAAACAACUGCAGCAAACUCCGCCCACUGCCUGGGGCACUUUUGAAGAGACGGAAGAAUUGACAAUAGUUUCCCAGUUGCCAUGACGACCACAACCUAAGAGCAUGUGCUACAUACGGAUGAGACUUGAGUUCAGAGGUCAGAUUUCUCAGCUCAGUCGACAUAUCUGCAGAGUUGUGUGUGAGGAUGAGAUAGAGGAUGUGGUAGGCCACAAACUCCGCCUGCUGCCCAGGAACACCCUCGAGAUAGAGGGCCUUUAGCUGUGCCUGGCACUGGUUGAACUCUCCUCUGUCUC